UUGAGACACAGCCAAGUGCAUGACAUUGAUUCGAGCUGCACCCGGGGGCCGGAGCAUAGGCGCUCCAAGUCCUUACUUGCUCUCCUUUGUUUUAGUAGCGAACCAUGAAGUUCAAUACGCCACUACCACAGACGCUACCUAAAGAAUGCACGAAGGCAGCAAAGAUUUUUUCGUCAUUCGUGGACAACAAGAAUAAUGGUCUUGACGGUGUCAUCCCUUGGAGUGUAUUAGAGAACGCCAAGGGAUUUGCCCUCUUCACUGUUUUCAAAGCGGGCUUCGUCUUCUCGGCGAGAGCGGGGACGGGGAUCGUUAUAGCGAAGCUUGAUGACGGAUCAUGGUCUGCUCCAAGUGCCAUAGGCUCAGCUGGCCUAGGGGUUGGCGGACAACUGGGCGCGGAGAUGACAGAUUUCUUGAUUGUCCUUAAUUCAAUUUCGGCUGUUAAAUCGUUCAUGUCUGCCGGCUCCCUCACUUUGGGAGGCAAUGUGAGUAUCGCGAUGGGCCCUCUCGGGCGGAAUGGUGAAGCGAUCGGAUCCGUGAGUUCAAGCGGCAAGGUUGCUGCCAUGUACAGCUAUUCUAAAACGCGAGGCUUAUUUGGUGGAGUUUCCAUAGAGGGCUCUGUCAUCAUGGAACGUCAGGAUGCAAAUCUGUUGGCAUACAAACAGGACGUGACUGCGAAAAUGCUUCUCACUGGAGCAGUCCCUUGUCCAGAAUGGGCUUCUCCUCUUGUGAAGACUCUCGAAGCAUGCACUGGUUUGCCAGGCACUCGGAAGUGGAUCGACGACAGAGCACGGGAGCAGUCUGGUUAUGCCUUUGCGAGCCCAAAGAGUGAAGGCAGUACGCCUUCAUUCUUGGCCAAGAAGAAGAAAGGAGCUGAUUUUCCCCCGGAACACUGGGGAAGGAGAAGAGAUUCUGGGUCGUACUUUGCUAGCGGGGGAUCGGACUCUGAUGUUGGCCCUACUCCGUGGGAUGACUACGAGCGCGCCCCACGGUCAGGUCCUGGUUUCGAUACAAAAUUCGAAUCUGAUCCUGCGCCUUCUUCGCAAAGCCGGCACCGACCUUUUAACAGUGUCUCUACGCCACCAAGCACAAAGGACCCAUAUGACCCUGCGUCACCGUUCAACUCUCUACCACCAUUUAGCUCUGCACACUCUAGCUUAAGCGACAUAAAUGGCGCUCACUCGCGCUCAAUGAGUGUGCCGUCUACCAACCAACCUUCUAAUCGAUAUCCCUUGGCGAAUUAUACCAACCCCUUUGCUUCCAGCCCACCACCGGAUGACAAUUUCUUUGAAUCAGACGAUCAGCCAAGCUAUCGCGCGGCACCAUUCAUUAAAACUAAAGCAGACCUCACAGCGUCUCUUCCUCUUGAUGAUGGAGUCAGUCGUGCGAUAGCGCUCUAUGACUUCAAAGCGGUGGAGGCUGGUGACCUUUCUUUUUCUAGAGGAGAUGUAAUCGUUAUCACAAAGAAGAGUGAUAGUACCGAUGACUGGUGGACCGGAAAAGUAGGCGACAGCAGAGAGGGAAUAUUUCCGGCCAAUUUCGUGGAAGUUGUAUAAGUACUAGCAGCGCAUCUUCAUUGAUCAAGCAUCUUACCUAUGUAUUGAAUAUCCUGUUGUACACUUAGAUGAUCUGUACAGAUUUACGGUAGUGUAGCGAUUGAAAAUUUACAGCUCACCGAACGUUGGCCUGAAACGGCCUGUAGUAUUGAUAAAUCGAGUGAGAUGUGGGAUGGCUUUAUCUGAGGUGGGAAGGUACAUUAUUG
Molecule: messenger RNA, 1759 nt
Organism: Suillus paluster
Lineage: Eukaryota; Fungi; Basidiomycota; Agaricomycetes; Boletales; Suillaceae
Exons: 9
Coding region: 105-1553 (482 amino acids)
Biological process (GO): actin cortical patch localization; actin filament bundle assembly
Cellular component (GO): actin cortical patch
Molecular function (GO): phosphatidylinositol binding; actin filament binding
Source: RefSeq, a predicted model, not a curated record